AAACUUGACAUUGCCAUCAGCUCUUCUAUCAAACCCAACUUAACAGGAUAUACAUUGGUAGGAGAGGACAAAAUCAACUAUAGAUCACCUACGUACUACUAUGAUCUGAAAUCAAAGGAAAGCGAGGAACACCAUAGUCCUCAAUACUCCAUCACAUUCUUCCAUUUGGGCUCGAAGCUUUCCGGGCAUGAGGGUAUUGUACACGGUGGCUUAAUUGCCACAUUAUUAGAUGAACUUACAUGUGGCGUGGCGUUUUUGAAUUUUGAAUCCAAGAGAGGAGUUACUGCUAAUUUGAACGUCAACUACCGUCAGCCCGUAGUUGUGAACUCAUAUGUUUUAGUGAAAUGUGAAAUCAUUAAGAAGGAGGGUAGAAAAUGUUGGGUAAAGGGUAGUGUCUUUAAAAUUGAAACUGGGGAGGGCGAGGUUGGAGGCCCCGAAAUUGUGGAAUCUCGUGCUAAUUUAUUGACAGAGGCCGAAGUUCUAGUGAUAGAGCCUAAAUGGGUUGAGAAGUUGACCAAGAAUAGUUGA
Suhomyces tanzawaensis NRRL Y-17324 is the source of this 528-nucleotide messenger RNA. RefSeq lists its product as uncharacterized. The annotation marks the transcript as partial. The record is from RefSeq and is a predicted model, not a curated record. The transcript has a single exon. NCBI's taxonomy places the organism in Eukaryota, Fungi, Ascomycota, Pichiomycetes, Serinales, Debaryomycetaceae.